Closterium sp. NIES-65 is the source of this 3528-nucleotide messenger RNA. Lineage: Eukaryota; Viridiplantae; Streptophyta; Zygnematophyceae; Desmidiales; Closteriaceae. The record is from the annotation of a GenBank genome assembly.
AUGCCUCCCCCAGGAAGCUCUACUCCAACCCCAUCCCUGCCUCUUUCUCUUCACGUCAACCCACUCCCACGGCAUGCCUCCCCCAGGAAGCUCUAUUCCAACCCCAUGGGAGGGUCGCUGCCGGAGUCCUACUCGCAACUCAAGAACCUCACCCACCUGUACGCCUCCUCACCCACCUGUACACCUCCUCACCCACCUGUACGCAUCCUCACCCACCUGUACACCUCCUCACCCACCUGUACGCCUCCUCACCCACCUUUACACCUCCUCACCCACCUGUACGCCCCCUCACCCACCUGUACGCCUCCUCACCCACCUUUACACCUCCUCACCCACCUGUACGCCUCCUCACCCACCUGUAUGCCUCCUCACCCACCUGUAUGCCUCCUCACCCACCUGCAUCUGGAGGACAUGGGUCUGUCAGGCCCCAUUCCUGACUCAUGGGGCAACAUGGAAAAUCUGCAGUACUUCCAUUUGAGUCGCAACGAUAUUUCAGGGGUCCUCCCCACCUCGAUGAAUCAGCUCACCAACCUCAUUGAAUUCUCCAUCUAUCGCAAUCCGCUGCUGGAGGGCAAGCUGCCGCCCUGCUGGGCCACCGUCCAGUCCCUCGGCACUCUCUCCCUGCUGGGCACCAAGCUGCGCUGCCCCGCGCGCCCCGCCGACUCCUGCUGCCCGGGGUGCCUUCAGAGCGACCUGCCCUUCUGCUCCCUCCUCUGCCCCGACUUCUGCCAACAAUGCAAACCACCCCGUAACCCCCUCUCUUACUGCCAACCACCGUCUGUAACUGCUCCUUACCACAUCACCUCCUCCUCGUCACAUCACUGCCCCAUUCUCCAGGGGACCAUCCUGGUUCUGUUCCUGUCUUUGUCUGCUACACAUUUUCUCUCCCUUUUUACCCCUUAUUUACUCAGCAGCAACAAUGCUCACUCGUGUGUUACCCCCCACCACCCCAUUUGUGCCAUCCACCCUCUUCAUCUGCCCUGCACUGCCCGCCCGCCAGUGCUGUCUCCAGCAGGCAUAGCAGGCGUGGUGGUGGGGAGCGUGGUGCUGCUGCUGGUGGUGCUGCUCGUAGUGCUCUACGUAUGGUACUACUACUGGGGACCUGGCAGCCGCAAGGGUGAGUGGGUGGGGCGAAGGAGAGUGAGGUGCGGUGGUGAGUGUGGUGGUGGGGAUGUGCGUGGGGUGGGCUGGGGGUCGCUGCUGGUGGUGGUGCCGCUCGUAUCGCUCUACAUGUGGUAUUCCUACUGGGGACCCGGCAACCGCAAGGGUGAUUGGGAUGGGGAGGGUGAGUUUAGGGGGAGGCUGAGUGGGGUGAUGAGGGUGAGUGAGAUGGGGAGUGCGAUUGGAGUUAGAGUAAGCACAGACGAGGUUGCUCAUCUUCCCUCCCCUCUCUGCUUCCCCGAGCUCUCCUCCUCCUCCCUCCCUCCCACUGUGCUCCCCCGCCCUCUGUGCCCCCCCCUACCCUCUCACCCCCUUCCUCCUCCCCUGCAAGCAGCGUGGGAGAGGGAGCUGCAGCAGGGCUUCAGGAGGUACACGUGGAGGGAAGUUAUGGAGGCGACCAACCAGCUGAGCCCCGACAACCUUCUCGGCAAGGGCGGCUUCGGCUCCGUGUACUGGGGCGUCAUAGGCGGGUCCCAGCAGAGCGGGUGGAGCACAGGGGUGUGGAAGCGAGCUGAGGCCAGCUGGAAAGCAGCAAGCAGCGGCAUGCACAAGGGGAGUGGGAUGAGCGGAGGGAGUGGGACGACGAAUGGGGGGAGUGGCACAAGUGUAGGGAGUGGGACAAGUAAGGGGAGCGUUACGAGUGCAGGCAGCAGGAACAUUGCUUCUGUUGCUCCUGCGGACGGCAGUGCCCCAGGGGUGGGCGGCAGUGCUCCCAAGGUGGGCGGCGGUGUGCGUGUGGUGGUGGGCGGCGGCAUGGAGGUGGCGAUCAAGCGAGCAGCUGUUGUGGAGCGAUCGUCCAACGUCGCCACCAUGUUUGAAGAAGAGGUGAAGGCGGUUUCCAAGUUGAGCCACAAGAACCUCGUGCGCCUCCUCGGCUACUGCAACGAGAGCAACGAGCAGGUGCCGCUCUCUUCCAAAAAAUGCCGCCCUUGCCCUCUGAACGACCACCCGUACGAGAAGGUUGGUGGGCACCUGCUGGCCUUUGAGUUGUCCCAUUGCAACCCCCUUCCACCGGGUGUGUUGGUGUACGAGUAUGUGCCCAACGGAGACAUCAGCGACCAUCUGUACGCCAAGUUCCAAGGGCACCUGCUGACCUUCGAGGAGCGGCUGGACGCUGCUUUGGGGCUGGCGGAGGGGCUCAAGUACCUCCAUUAUCAUGCAGAGAAGCCUAUUGUGCACCGCGACAUCAAGCCCUGCAACGUUCUGCUCACAGAGGAGUACCAGCCCUGCAACGUGCUGCUCACAGAGGAGUACCAGGUGGGUGUGAUCAUACAGGUGGGUGUGAUCAUACAGGUGGGUGUGAUCAUACAGGUGGGUGUGAUCAUACAGGAGGGUGUGAUCAUACCGGUGGGUGUGUGGGAGGGUGGGUGGGUGGUGGUGUGUGGGGGUGUGUCUGUGUGUGGGGGUGUGUCUGUGUGUGUGUGGGGGUGUGUCUUGGGUGUGUCUGUGUGUGCGAGUGGGUGUGUGUGUGAGUGGGUGUGUGUGCGAGUGGGUGUGUGUGCUCCACAUCCCUCCAUGUCCCUCCAUCCCAUGUCUCCUCCACAUCCCUCCAAAUGUCUCCACAUCUCUCCAUAUCUAUCCACAUCUCUUUACAUCUCUCCACAUCUCUCCACAUCUCUCCACAUCUCUCCAAAUCUCUCCGCAUCUCUACCCACCAGCUACGGUGUGCUGCUACUUGAGAUGGUGACGGGGCGGCCAGCCACGGAGAGUGACCCAAACGACCAGAGCUGCCUCAGGCACAUCACCUCCUGGGCGGUGCCGUACAUAGAGCGCGGGGAGAUCCGAGAGAUAGUGGACGCGCGCAUUGCCUCGCCGCUCAACCUGCCCUUUCUGCUGCAGAUGGCGCGCACCGCCGCCCUCUGCGUGCAGCUGCCGUCCACCCGCCGCCCGGACAUGGCUGAGGUGGCGCGCGUCAUGCUGGACGCCCGCCGCACCUUCCAUGCCGCCGCCGCCGCCGCUGCUGCCGGCGCCGCUGCCCUCGCUGCCACUGGUGGUGCUGGCGGGCCGGGGGUGCAUGGAGGAGGAGCAGGAGCAGCUGCGGCAACGCACGUUUCAAGAGGAAUCCUGGGUGGGGGAGGGGCGCUGGGUGGGGGAGGGGCGCUGGGUGGGAAGGGGAGCCCCCGAGGAGCAGAGGCGAGGAGGAGUGGGCUUGUGGGUGCCAGCGGCAGGGCGUUGGGGAGUGAGAGCAUGAAGAGAUGGGUGCAUUACUUCGGCGGCGGGGGUGGAGGGCGGAGCAGGCAAGAGAGUAAUCGAAUUGAAGAGAUUGUCCCAGAGACUGGCUCAGUGAAGCCCGACAGUGGAUAUACGGUUACCACUGGUAACACAACAACCAGCGACUCUGCUAGUGGAGAUAGAGACGUACCGUGA